Nicrophorus vespilloides is the source of this 430-nucleotide messenger RNA. RefSeq lists its product as uncharacterized. NCBI's taxonomy places the organism in Eukaryota, Metazoa, Arthropoda, Insecta, Coleoptera, Silphidae. The transcript is spliced from 2 exons. The record is from RefSeq and is a predicted model, not a curated record. Bases 31 to 402 code for a protein of 123 amino acids.
AAUAUAUUUAAUAAUAAUUUACAGAAAAACAUGAUUAGGCAACUUGUUUUCGUCGGAUUAAUUGCAUUCGUUGCUUGUUAUCCGUACAACGAUGGAAAUCCUGAAGAACUGGAUGCAUUUGAGAGACAAGAUGAGCAAGUUUUUCGCCAAAGAAGAUUCGUGAGCCAGGUGAACCGUCCAAGGCCAGGACCAGUCUGGUCACCGCCGAUUCCAAGACCUCAAGGACCACAGACUUCUGUUAAUCCAAGCAUUAGGACUGACAAAGCUGGAACUACGAAUGUUGGUGUCGAUAUCAACCAUAAAAGACCUGGUGCCGAAAUUAACGCACACAUCGAUCAAAAUGUUAGAGGACCUGGUAAAUCCAGCAAACCAAACUGGCACGUUGAAGCUACAAUCGAUUAAUACGUUUUAUGUAUUAUUUCCAACAAGA